This is a messenger RNA of Lotus japonicus, 1192 nucleotides long. RefSeq lists its product as uncharacterized. The record is from RefSeq and is a predicted model, not a curated record. The transcript is spliced from 2 exons. Lineage: Eukaryota; Viridiplantae; Streptophyta; Magnoliopsida; Fabales; Fabaceae. The coding region runs from base 145 to 747 and encodes 200 amino acids.
CUAUACUCAAUACGACUAUACCAUUCACCCUUUCUCUUUAUAUAUACACACUCUUCACUCUUGAAAAAGAAACCCACAAACCCACAACACACAGUGACUCACUCACACAUAACACAUUACUAUCAUUCCUUCAACUCACCAACCAUGGACUGGUUCUCCUGGCUCUCCAAAACAUCCCUUGAACCCUCCCUAGUAUACGAGUACGGCCUCACCUUCGCCCACAACGAGCUCGAAGAAGAAGACAUGAUCUACUUCAACCACGAGUUUCUUCAGAGCAUGGGAAUCUCCAUAGCCAAACACAGGCUAGAAAUUCUCAAGCUCGCUAGGAAAGACAAGGCCGGGAAGAGACCACUCCCGGUAGCGAGGCUCAUGGUGGCGAUCAAGAAGACCAAGAGGUGUUUGAGCAAUUAUAUCCGCAUGUUCACCCGCUGCGAGGAGUCGUCGGCGCUUGUGGUGGUGCCGUCCAUAACGUCGAGGCCUUAUGGGACGAGAUUGUGGCGGAAGAACGCUGUAGUGAAGAGGAAUAGCAGGAGGUUGGUGGUGGCUAGUAACAGCCAAGAGAGGCUCUUGCUGACAAAUGGAAGUCCUGCAGUGUUGCCUGCUCUUGAGAGUUUUUCUAGUCCUAUGGUGUGCCAUUUUCAGAAGGAGGAGGAAAAAUUGAAAGGUGAUGAUGAUGAUGGUUACUGGUCUUCUGCUGUUGAAGAGAUCAGGUGGGAUACUAUGUUUCAGGAUCUAAAGCCAAAUUGAAAAUUUCCUCAGUUUUUUUUUUAAUAACUUUUAUAGGGGGUGAAUUACAUGUUUGGAUCGGAAACCCUUCAGUUUUGGGGUCUAAAUGAAUGCUUGAAUGCUUGGAUACACGUUAAAUUUUCACGGUCGAAGGAGAAUCACGGAGAACCUACUAGGAGUAGCUUUCGUGGAGCUAGAAUUGAUUCUAGAAGAUCUGAACGUGAAUCUAAACAUGCUAAGGGGUGAGAUGGAAGUGCCCCACGCUCUACACAGGCUACACAUGUGAAGGUGUGAUUAAUCUAUUUAGGCCUUUGUUUACUCAAAGUGGUGACCAUUGAGUUUGACUUGUGUUGUACAGCCAUGCUCUUAUAGUUUAGAAACACCAUUGAUAGAACAGUGAGGAGGGACCCCAUUUUUGUUCUUGUAAUUAUUUCUUAGUCAAAUAGUCAGGCAUCUACUUCCAUCA